Molecule: messenger RNA, 2480 nt
Organism: Maniola jurtina (meadow brown)
Lineage: Eukaryota; Metazoa; Arthropoda; Insecta; Lepidoptera; Nymphalidae
Product: protein C10-like
Exons: 2
Coding region: 190-1236 (348 amino acids)
Biological process (GO): post-embryonic development
Cellular component (GO): membrane
Molecular function (GO): hexosyltransferase activity; UDP-glycosyltransferase activity
Source: RefSeq, a predicted model, not a curated record
GUAUAGUCCAAUUCACACAGCUGGUCCGUGAAAUGGAGAGUCAAGACAGUGAAGUAGCACGUUUGCACAACCAGAUCCGAAGCCACUACCUCCCGCCGGUAUCCAUCAGCUCCACUGUGGACACCUCGCUGUGAACUACUAGCUGUUACACCAGUGCAUAAGAAUCUCAAGUGAAAUAGACUAUUUAAGAUGAGGAGAAGAAAAGUUUAUAAAUAUUGUGUGUGUGCGUGCAUCCUAGUGUACAUAUACUACUUCUUUGGUGUGAGUGACUAUUUCCUCUCCAAAAGUUACGACGAUAAUUUCGACUACCCGCUAAAUAUCGAUAUAAGGCCAGUCGUAAACGAAGUACUUUCAGGAAGAAAACCCAGUGUUGCACCAAUUAACUUGUAUCCGUACAGAUUUUUGACUAAUUCAGGAAAAUGUUCUAUACUGGAGAGGCUAGAUUUGUUCAUAGUCGUCAAAUCUGCUAUGUACAACUUCGACAAACGUCAUGCAAUCAGACAGACAUACGGACAAGAGAACUUGAUACCCGGCAGAAUUGUCAAAAUCCUAUUCUUUUUAGGAAUAGAUCAACCGAAGUCAACCACACAAAUGAAGGUAGAACAAGAGAUGUCUAAUUACAAAGAUAUCAUACAAAUAGAUUUCCAAGAUAGUUACUACAAUAAUACUAUAAAGACAAUGAUGUCAUUUCGUUGGCUGUACCAACACUGUUCCACUGCUGAUUUCUAUCUAUUCACCGACGACGACAUGUAUAUUUCUGUUAAAAAUUUACUAGAUUACGUUCACGAUUCGUCGCGUCCUGUUUCUACGACUGAUAUUGCGAAUGAGAUGGAAUAUAAAAAUAGUGAAGGGUAUGAGCGGGAUAGAAUUCUGUUUGCGGGUUACGUCUUUAACUCAGCACCUCAGAGAUUUCAUUCAAGCAAAUGGCGGGUCUCUAUAGAAGAGUAUCCUUGGAAUAAAUGGCCUCCUUAUGUGACUGCCGGUGCUUUUGUAGUAUCAAAUCAAUGUAUGAAGGUUUUGUAUGUGGGUAGUUUGUUCGUAAAAAACUUUAGAUUUGACGAUAUAUAUUUAGGUAUAGUUGCGAAGAAAGUAGGCAUAAAACCUACCCAUUGUUCCAAGUUUCACUUUUAUAAGAAACAUUACAGUGUAAGCGAGUACAGAGAUGUGAUUGCGUCUCACGGUUAUGAUGAUCCAGAAGAGUUGAUUAGAGUUUGGAAUGAACAGAAUGUGGCCUAAUUUUCUUUCUUUGAUUUUCAAGAUACUGAUAUCUGGUAUUAUAUACCUACUUUUCGAUUUUGAAGAGAGUUGGCCAUCGGCGAGUUAUUUAACUGGCAUGUAAAUGGCGAACCAGUGGUAUUUUUAAAUGUUAUAGAAGCAGGCGUUGCUUUGCGGAAGUCCGUCUUGCAACUUGUCUUUUUUUGUGGUCUUCUUUGAGAAUAGUUGUAGAACCAGUGGUAGAUUAACUUGAAGAACUUAUAAAAGUGUAUAAUAAUAAAAAACUUGUGACUCAAACACAAAACAUUUCAAGAUGGUGGUGCUCUUCUGAGUUGAAACAAACAGUAUCUCCUAACAAAACUCAUGUAGGGAUAUCUUUAACCAUUUUUGUCAAAAAUUACUUAACAGGUAUUCAUUCUGCUCAUACAUUUUGUACAUACUCCAAAGACUGUCUAAAAGAAUUUAGCAGAAUUAGACAUCCAUUUCUGAUGUUUGCACUUCACAGUGAUUGCGUAUUUUUAUUUUUUAUUAUUGAAGAUUUUCUAAUAGAAUGGGGCUAAUUCUGUUGAGCACAAUUUCUAAAUUGACAGGUCUAAAUCUAGUGCUAUCCUUUUCCGCAAGGAGUACUGUGAAAGGGGUAGCAAUAAUUUAGAAAUUGUGUACAACUGAAUUGGCCACAUUUUCUGAUAAUAUGCACCAAGCCUAAUGCUUUCAAUUGGAAUUUGCUCUCAAAUAAGUACUGAUUGCAUUUGAGUGCUCACAGCUCAUCUCAUAUUGAUAAGAAAUUACUUAAAGCUCCCGUCUUGUAAAAGAAUGAGAGAGAGAGGUGAUGUGUCUGUGCACAGAUUCAGUCGGAGAGAAAGAGACAGAGCAGAAACCGGCCAGCGUUCUUUUUAUGAAACAAGACCUAUUAUAGAAGGCAUAGCUUUUAUAUUAUUACUAUAAGUUAAGUAAAGCAUUGUGAUUACAAUAUACAUAAUAUUAUUACAAUUAUUGCAAUUUUUUAAUUUUAAUUUUCUAGAACUUGGCCACAGUACAGUGUACAUAUUCCAUAAGUCUAUUUUUGAGUUUUUAUCUUGUUAGAUAGUAUGUACCUACAGUUAAAAAACCUGCAAAUCAUUUUGCAAACAUUGUGUAAUUUACACAUUUUUUUAAUAAUCUUUAGGCGAUUUAAUACUUAUUAUUAUGUAGGUACAGUUAUUGUUUCAAUAUUUUGUGAAACGACUUAUGUUCUGAGUAUGCUAAAUAAAACGAAUUCUUUCAUU